CAUCAGCGAAAGCUUCCUCACGGUGAAAGGCGCAGCUCUCUUCCUGCCACGAGGAAACGGGUCGUCCACCCCCCGGAUCAGCCACAGGCGUAACAAACAUGCAGGGGAUCUUCAGCAGCACCUGCAGGCCAUGUUCAUACUGCUCCGCCCAGAAGACAACAUCAGACUGGCUGUAAGACUGGAAAGUACCUACCAGAACCGCACUAGAUACAUGGUGGUAGUGUCCACCAACGGCAGACAAGACACCGAAGAGAGCAUUGUCCUAGGAAUGGAUUUCUCUUCCAAUGACAGUAGUACUUGUACAAUGGGCUUGGUGCUGCCGCUGUGGAGCGACACCUUGAUCCACCUGGACGGGGAUGGAGGGUUCAGCGUAUCAACAGAUAACAGGGUUCACAUAUUCAAGCCAGUGUCUGUACAGGCAAUGUGGUCUGCUCUGCAGAGCUUACAUAAGGCAUGUGAGGUGGCACGCAGCAACAAUUACUACCCAGGGAGCCUUUUCCUCACGUGGGUCAGUUACUAUGAGAGCCAUAUCAACUCAGAUCAGUCGUCAGUCAACGAGUGGAACGCCAUGCAAGAUGUCCAGUCCCACCGGCCCGACUCGCCCGCCCUCUUCACAGAUGUCCCAACUGAGCGGGAACGCACGGAACGGCUAAUUAAGACCAAGUUAAGGGAGAUCAUGAUGCAGAAAGAUUUGGAAAACAUCACGUCAAAAGAGAUACGCACUGAGCUGGAGAUGCAGAUGGUGUGUAACCUGCGGGAGUUCAAAGAAUUCAUUGACAAUGAAAUGAUCGUGAUCCUUGGGCAGAUGGACAGCCCCACACAGAUAUUUGAUCAUGUCUUUUUGGGCUCGGAAUGGAAUGCCUCCAAUUUGGAAGACUUGCAGAACAGAGGGGUGCGGUAUAUUUUGAAUGUGACUCGAGAAAUAGAUAACUUCUUCCCGGGGCUCUUCGAAUACCAUAAUAUUCGAGUAUAUGAUGAAGAAGCAACAGAUCUUCUGGCUUAUUGGAAUGACACCUACAAAUUCAUCUCCAAGGCAAAGAAAAACGGUUCCAAGUGCCUGGUGCACUGCAAGAUGGGAGUGAGCCGCUCGGCUUCCACAGUGAUCGCCUACGCCAUGAAGGAGUACGGCUGGAACCUGGACAGGGCUUACGACUACGUGAAGGAACGGCGCACUGUCACCAAACCCAACCCCAGCUUCAUGCGGCAGCUGGAGGAAUACCAAGGGAUCCUGCUGGCCAGCAAACAGCGACAUAACAAACUGUGGCGCUCGCACUCAGACAGCGACCUCUCGGACCACCAUGAGCCCAUCUGCAAGGCUGGGCUGGAGCUGAACAAGAAGGAGAUCACCACCUCGGCCGACCAGAUCUCGGAGGCGAAAACCAACGACAACCAGCAGCCCAUGUCUCCCAUCUACUCCACUGACCCAGAGAGGGAGCAGCAGCUCGCAGAGGAUGCAAACAUGAUCGAGGAGACCUGUGAGAAGGAGAGAAGGAUCCACCUGGACUUUACGUGUCGAGAUUUCCACGCUGAGCAGAUGGAGGACAAGCUGAACCUGAACAAUCUCAACGGCUGUACAGCAGGAUGUUGCGUGGACUCUGUCCCCCCUGAUAACUGCCGUGCUUCUGAGGCCUUAAUGCAACUCCAGCACCCCUUGGAAAUAACUGAGUUUCCUGAUCUGACAGUGGAUGAUCUAGAAAAAGAUGCCCUUAAGCCCGAUAUGAACGUGCACUUGGUUCCCAUGGAAGAAUUCACUUCGUGCUUAAAAGACUUUCCCCAAUCCCCAAACCAAAACUCCCCAAGUCUCCAACAGAAUCCCCAGCCCGAAGUGACAGACCUCAGCACGGAUAGGAUUGAUUUCUUCAGCGCUCUGGAGAAAUUCGUGGAGCUUUCCCAGGAGAGCCGGUCACGCACCUGCUCCCAUUCCAGGGCGGAGGAGCAGGCGAGUGGAAGGAACGGGGCCUCCAAGGUGCCUGUGCUGGAAGCACCGUCUGGAAGCGUGGACGGGAGUGCAGAUGCUCAAAGGAACAGCUCUGGAACCACUCCUCAGGCAACAGAUGACUCUUCUACAGAUGAAGAACAACAAAAGGAGGUCCCGGAGCUGCCCUGCACAGGCCAUCUCACGAGAUCCCACUCGGAAAAUGCCAUUUCUGUGAAGGAAAUUAUCACAGAGAUCGAGUCCAUCAACCAGGGAGCAGGACCUGCCCAGCAGAAAGAGGGUUCAGCCAGCCUCACGCAGACACCAAAGAGGAACACGGUGCACGACCUGCCAGUGGAGGCGAUUUGGGCAUCAGAAACGGUGGAACAGAGUGAAGGAACCUGUGCUGGACACCAGGAAAAGGAGAAGGAUCCUCUGCAAGCUGAGCAAGAAACUGCCCCCUCCAUGCACCCAUCUUCAGGUAAAUCAGACCUGGAGGAAAUCAGCGUUGGUGGGGAGCAGCAAGAGCCUCGUGGCUCUGUCAACCCUGAGCCCAAGUGGUGCCCAGGCUCCGUCCGGCGAGCCACCCUGGAGUUCGAAGAGCGCUUGAGACAGGAGCAGGAGCACCAGCACCCGACCCCGGUCUGCGUCUUACCCACCCGCAAGAACUCCAGAAACGAUUCUUCUGCUGCCGAGCUCCUGCCGCGGGGGAAGAGUGAGGAGCCGCCCCUGGAGCUGGCUCCAGAGGGUGACAAAGCACAGGGUCCAGGUGCUGAGGAGCUGCUGAUGCUGCCUCCCAGGGCAGAGCUACCGGGAGGCAGAAACCUCCCUGUACCCCUCACCCCUCUGGCACGGGAGUCUCUGCCUGCAGAGCCCAGCCCGGGGCAGGAGGGAACGGUGCAAGAGCACAGGACAGUGGUCUCCUUUGAUGGCAGGGAGGAGCCCUCCCUCCUCGCAAAGAGAAUCGAGAUCAUCGAAUCCCCUCCCACAGCCAAGUGUGCAGAGCGCCUCGACGCAAGCUGGGAGCAGGGCGGGCUGGCUGCGGCCAUCACUUCUUUGGAUGAAAACUUGAACCCUUCGGUGUGCUUGGAGAAGGCACCGACCUGUCUCCGAGCUCCGACACUAGUAAAUCUCUCGCUGCCAGAGAGCGCGGUACACGAGCAGGCCACCCUCAGCCCCAGCGAGGAAGGCGGUGAGUUAGCUGUUCGCCUCGGUGCUGCUUCUCCCUCUGCCCAGGUGACCUCCACACCUUCGGCCAGCCUGGAUCGCUCUUCUUACCCCUGUGUCAUUCACUUGGAAGGAGUCACUGAGCAGAGCACGGGUACGGACGAUGAGCCGGAGGGAGACACGACUCUCCCGUUCAGGGACAGUCCCAAACUUCUGUGCAGGGGACCCGGCCCCUCGGGGCAGCUGAGCGGUGAGGACUUCACCAGCCGACACGGUGACAACGUGGACCUUCUGGACAUCUCUUUCCUGUGUUACAGCCUCCCACACACCUCCAGCAGCCACAGCGGGGAGGGACGCAUCAACAGCCCCGUGCUUCUCACCUGUGUUGCCCUCGGUCGAGAUUUUCACGGGGGGAGCUUGGAGAGGGGCUCGGGAAGCGCGUGCAGAAAGCAUCGCCUUUCCUCCCCGGAGCCCGCUAAGCAUUUUGUGGAACAGCUCAGAACAGCCGAGUGCAUUGCCCAGAGCAAGCCGGUGGAGAGGCCGCUAGCUCAGUACGCCAAAGAGUGCGGCUCCAGCCAGCAGAGUUUGUUUUCCAGUACGGAUCCGACGUGGACUAGCUCUGAGGAGGGUCCUCCGCUGCUCCAGGUUCAGGUCCUGGACUCCUUGUCUCCGGCUCAAGGUCUGGCUGUCGCACCCCGGCAGCAGCACGGGAGAACUCACCCUCUGCGGAGGCUCAAAAAGACCAAUGAUAAAAAGCGGACAACCAAUCCCCUCUACAAUACGAUGUGA
Messenger RNA from Apaloderma vittatum (bar-tailed trogon), 3871 nucleotides. RefSeq names its product slingshot protein phosphatase 2 (gene SSH2). Gene Ontology annotation, molecular function: actin binding; protein tyrosine/serine/threonine phosphatase activity. Gene Ontology annotation, cellular component: cytoplasm. Lineage: Eukaryota; Metazoa; Chordata; Aves; Trogoniformes; Trogonidae. The transcript is spliced from 14 exons. Gene Ontology annotation, biological process: protein dephosphorylation; actin cytoskeleton organization; negative regulation of actin filament polymerization. The annotation marks the transcript as partial. The record is from RefSeq and is a predicted model, not a curated record.